AAUGGCAUCAAAAUACUUAUAAAAAUAUCCAGUGCCUGAAGGUUUUCAUUAAAUAUUACAUGAUUUUUCAAGAGAAGUAUGUAGAUUAGUGAAUAAAAAGGUAUUGAGAGAUUAGCCAGAUGAUAUAAUAAAAUAUGGAGCAGAUUACUUUGAAAGUAUGGCAUAAGGAAAGGAAUUUAAAUUUGAAAGCAAAUACAAUAUUGCUAAGGGAGAGGCUCCAGGUAGAGUACACAAGCCACCCAAACCUUCAGAUAUGACUGAGAAAGCAAAAAUAGUAGUAGAGAAAUCAAACAACAGACCUGAUAGCCAAUAAGUAAAAAGAGUGGGAUCUGGGAAUCCAAACAAUAUUUCUCAUGCCAGUUCUUAAGGAAGUUAUCCUGAGGAGAAAAAAGCUGCAAAAGAAUAUGUGAAUGAUCUUUAUGAUAAGAUCACAAAAGAUAUUGAUGAUUAUGAGAAUCCAAAUAUAGGUCAUGAUGCUUAAAUUUAUUAAGAUGAUUAAAUUGAUUAAGAUGAUCAAAAUGAAGAAUUGCCAAAGUUGACUAGUUUUGUAAUUAUAUAAUAUUAAAAUAUUUAGGAUGAUAAAGAUGUGCAAAAUAUUAUUAAGAUUUAAGCAGCAGCUAAAGGAAAAAUAGCUCGAAGUUAAGUAAAUAAGAAUCAAAAAAAGCAGUCUAAAGAAGAUUUUAAUAAAAUGGAAUAGAAUUAGAAUUAAAAUAAGGAUGAAAAAUAAUAAAUUGAAGAAUAAUAAAUUGUUAAAAUUUAAUAGGAAGAAGAUUAAUAAUUUGGUUAGGAAGAAGAAUGAC
Molecule: messenger RNA, 800 nt
Organism: Paramecium pentaurelia
Lineage: Eukaryota; Ciliophora; Oligohymenophorea; Peniculida; Parameciidae
Source: the annotation of a GenBank genome assembly